Myotis myotis is the source of this 1019-nucleotide messenger RNA. It is a transcript of the gene OCIAD2, whose product is annotated as OCIA domain containing 2. Gene Ontology annotation, cellular component: mitochondrial inner membrane. The record is from RefSeq and is a predicted model, not a curated record. Lineage: Eukaryota; Metazoa; Chordata; Mammalia; Chiroptera; Vespertilionidae. The transcript is spliced from 7 exons. Bases 288 to 749 code for a protein of 153 amino acids.
GUGGUGGGAGUUUCGGGCAAGAGCCGUCCGGGCCUGACCGCUGAGUGUGGGCACCGAUGCCACCGCCAGAGGAAGGGGCAGCAAAGUGGGAACCGGGGUGCCGGCGAUGAGUGACUUGGGGGAGUAAGUGAGAAGCGGCGAGCGGAGGGGGCGGAGCAAGAGGAGGAAGGAGAAGGCUGGAGGGGAGAUCCGAGGAGAGAAGUGAGGGCCCGCAGGGGAAGAGAGACAUCAGGUCAACGUGUAAGCUGAGUACACUCCACUAGAAGAGAAGCAAAGACAGCAUCAUCAUGGCGUCAGUGUCUACCCAUGGAAACCAAGAUAAACCGCAUUUGCCACCACUAAGCAAGCAGAGCCUGUUGUUUUGUCCAAAAUCCAAACUGCACAUCCACAGAGCGGAAAUUUCAAAGAUUAUCAGAGAAUGUCAAGAAGAAAGUUUCUGGAAGAGAGCUCUGCCCUUUUCUCUUGGAAGCAUGCUUGUUACCCAAGGACUAGUCCACCACGGUUAUUUAGCAGCUAACCCACGAUUUGGAUCAUUGCCUAAAGUUGCACUGGCUGGUAUCCUGGGAUAUGGCCUUGGAAAGGCAUCAUACAUAGGAGUCUGCCAAAGUAAAUUUCAUUCCCUUGACGAUCAGCUACGCGGGGCUGGCUUUGGUCCAGGACAUAACAGGCACUGCCUGCUUACCUGUGAGGAGUGCAAAAUUAAGCACGGAUUAAGUGAGGAGCGAAGUUCACAGCCAUCAGCUUCCUAAACUCUACACCUGUGGCUUUUGAAGUUUCUUAAAGUUCUGAAUUUGCACACACACUACAGUUUCAAGUGUACUUGAAAAAAGCGUACAGUGGAACAGAAACAUUGUGAUUCUCUCUUAUCAAAAUGCUUUUUGCGGAAGGUUCUCAAUUGAAUUGAGUGUAUGUUUUUCUACUGUGUACGAACAUGGUGGGAGAAUUCACACACCGAAAAGAAAUUGUGUUGUAUUCUAACUUGUAUACAGUGAAGUAAAAGAAUGUCAAGUCCUCUCUAA